CUCCUCGACGGUGGGUCAACAUGAAUGCUCUGACUGUGAUUUCCGUGGCAGCCCUCGUGGCUAGCGGCAGCGCCUCCUUACUUGCGUACAACGGCGUAUAUGGAGGCCAUCACGGCCUUCUUGGCGCCUAUCCUUAUGCAGGUUAUUCUGCCCUGCAUCCUUACUCAUACGCAGGUGUACGCCCUUACUCAUACGCAGCUGCUCCUCUCAACCUCAAAACACCUGUAAUCAACACCGUGGCUCCUGCUCCUGUCUCCUACAACGUCGCUCCCUUCGCACCUGUAGCACCUAUCCAGUCUCAGUACCACGCUCAGGAUGAGCUCGGUCAGUACUCAUUCGGUUACGCCGGCGGUCCAUCUUCACGCGCUGAGUCUCGCGACGCCUUCGGUGUUGUCCGUGGUUCGUACAACUACGUGGACUCUGAGGGAAAGAUUCAGACUCAGCACUACGUGGCUGACGCCCUUGGAUUCCGUGUGUCCGGCACCAACCUUCCAGUGGCUCCCGACGCCCCUGUGGCUGCCCCUCUGGCCGCCCUUCCUGGUCCCCUUCCCGAACCCGUCCAGGACACUCCUGAGGUAGCCGCUGCUAAGGCCGCCCACCAACAGGCUUACGACGAAGCUGCAGCCGCCGCCGCUGCUGCCCCCGACACCCGCAAGAAGCGUUCCGUCCUUGCGGCUCCCGGCUUCGGCGUCUACUCUCCUCUCCGUUUCUCAUACGGAUUUUCCACUCCAAUCCACUACACCCACUCACCAACUUAUGCUUCUCCUCUUCACUACACUGCCGCCCAUCCCGCCCUCACCACCUACAACGCCGCUCACGUCCCCACCACAUACGCCGCCGCCGCCGGACCCGCUCUUCGUGACUGAGUACCACCUCAUUCACUCACAGUCACUUGUGUGGACCUGGUGUGUAGAGCACUCGCCUGAUUCUCACCUUUAAUCAGCAGAUAUGUUCCCAGGAAUUACUUCCCGAUACAUGAUGCCUGCCAAUGGUGUGUUCAAGUCGAGUGUUGACACUUCUAAUGUUAGUCCACACAAUGUAAAAAGCAAUCAUGUAAAUCACAAUGUAAAAUAGAUUUCUCAUAAAUAAACAAAUAUUCUAAAUAA
Penaeus monodon (black tiger shrimp) is the source of this 1106-nucleotide messenger RNA. RefSeq names its product cuticle protein 19.8-like. Bases 21 to 866 code for a protein of 281 amino acids. NCBI's taxonomy places the organism in Eukaryota, Metazoa, Arthropoda, Malacostraca, Decapoda, Penaeidae. Gene Ontology annotation, cellular component: chitin-based extracellular matrix. The transcript is spliced from 2 exons. Gene Ontology annotation, molecular function: structural constituent of chitin-based larval cuticle. The record is from RefSeq and is a predicted model, not a curated record.